GCCCGCCGCCGCGGGGCUGCGCCCGGGGGCCCGCUGUGCACCGAGCACCCGGCCGCACCGCGCCGCGCCGCCGGGGGAGGCUCCCGAGCUCGCCCAUUUCCCUGUAUGAGGCGGUUGGCACCACUGGAGAGACCGAAUGAGAGACUCUACAGCGGUGGGUAAUUCACUGGUCCAUAAGCGCUCUCCUUUACGUCGCAGCCAUAAGAGCUCAGCAUCUCUGACCAAGCUGUCCUUACGUGAUGGACAGAAAGCCAAAAAGCCACUUUGUAAAUUUGAGGAAGGUCAGGAUGUCCUAGCUAGAUGGUCAGAUGGCUUGUUUUAUCUUGGAACUAUCAAAAAGAUAAACAAACUGAAACAGAACUGCUUCAUUAUAUUUGAAGACAGUUCCAAAUCCUGGGUUCUCUGGAAGGACAUACAAACAGGAGCCACUGAAAGUGGGGAAAUGGUCUGUACAAUAUGUCAGGAAGAGUAUUCAGAAGCACCGAAUGAAAUGGUUAUAUGUGAUAAAUGUGGGCAAGGUUAUCAUCAACUGUGUCACACACCAAAUAUUGAUUCCAGCGUGAUUGAUUCAGAUGAUAAAUGGCUCUGUCGACAGUGUGUUUUUGCAACAACAACAAAGAGGGGUGGUGCGCUUAAGAAAGGACCAAAUGCCAAAGCACUGCAAGUCAUGAAACAAACGUUACCAUAUAAUGCAACAGACCUUGAGUGGGAUGCAGGUCAUAAAACCAAUGUGCAGCAGUGUUACUGCUAUUGUGGAGGACCUGGAGACUGGUAUCUAAAGAUGUUGCAGUGCUGCAAAUGUAAGCAGUGGUUUCAUGAGGCUUGUGUGCAGUGCCUCCAAAAGCCAAUGCUUUUUGGUGACAGGUUUUAUACGUUCAUUUGCUCAGUUUGCAGUUCUGGACCAGAAUACCUCAAACGUUUACCCUUGAGAUGGGUAGAUAUAGCACAUCUAUGCCUUUACAACCUAAGUGUUAUUCAUAAGAAGAAAUAUUUUGAUUCAGAGCUUGAACUUAUGGCCUACAUUAAUGAAAACUGGGAUAGAUUGCAUCCUGGUGAGCUGGCAGAUACACCAAAAUCUGAAAGAUAUGAGCAUGUCCUGGAGGCAUUAAAUGAUUACAAGACCAUGUUUAUGUCUGGAAAAGAAAUAAAGAAAAAGAAGCAUUUGUUUGGUUUGAGAAUUCGCGUUCCUCCUGUGCCACCGAAUGCUGCUUUCAGGGCUGAGAAAGAACCAGAAGGAACUUCUCAUGAGUUCAAAAUUAAAGGCAGAAAGUCAUCGAAACCCAUUCCGGAUGUGAGGGAACUAAGUAAUGGUAUAGAGAAAAAGGGGAAAAAAAAAUCAGUAGGUCGUCCACCUGGUCCCUAUACAAGGAAAAUGAUUCACAAAACUCCAGAGUCGUCUCCUCUGGAUAAUGAACCAGUUCCGGUGAUAGAGAACCCAGCCUUGGAAUUACCCUGCACUGUUGGGAAAUCUGAUGGAACUGCACAUUCAUCCAAUACCUCAGAUGUGGAAUCCACAGGUGCUGCCAGUAUGAAAGAAACUACCUCAUCUAGCAUUUCCAGACAUUAUAGUUUAUCUGACUCGAGAAAAAGGACUCGUACAGGAAGAACUUGGCCUGCUGCAAUACCGCAUUUGAGGAGGAGAGGUCGCUUUCCACGAAAAGCACUCCAGACUCAAAAUUCAGAAAUUGUUAAAGAUGAUGAGAGCAAGGAAGAUUACCAGUAUGAUGAACUCAAUACAGAGAUACUUAACAAUUUAGCAGAUCAGGAGUUACAGCUCAAUCAUCUAAAGAACUCCAUUACUAGUUAUUUUGGUGCAGCAGGUAGAAUAGCUUGUGGGGAAAAAUACCGUGUCUUGGCUCGUCGGGUGACACUUGAUGGAAAGGUGCAGUAUCUUGUGGAGUGGGAAGGAGCAACUGCAUCCUGACUGUAGGACUGAACAUUAUGUUCACUGCACUGUCAUCUGUAAGUACAGUUCAUAAUGCAGAGCCACGAGAGAAAUGGUCUUUAAAUGUGUUUCUAAAAAAAAAAAAACAAAAACAAAACCUUUUUAGCCUUAACAUGUAAUUGUUAUCAUUACAGCUCUUGUGAUAAAGACUUAUCUUUUUAAAAUCUGAUCUGAGACUUAAAUUUUUUAAUCUGAACAUUGUUAGAUUGUUUUAGGUUGGGAUAUUUUGGGUUACAAUUGCUUAAAAAUGUGCAUGGUGUUUAAAAAAAAAUGACAUUUUCUAGAGAACAUUCCAUGGAUACAGUUAUUGUGAUUUAGAGAAAAUAUUAUGUAGAUAGCACAAAUAUUUGAAAAAUCUUGGUUUGUUUUCUUACCCAAAUGUUUGCAGAAAUGUAUUUCUAUUUCAAUACUUUCUAGAUUUCAUAAGUGCAGUGUAUAUAAUGCCUACUGAAGACUGUAAAAUACUGAAGUUUUCUUUCAAACAAAGUGUAAAAAAAAAAAAAAAAAAAAAGAAAAAAUAUAUUGAGCCUGUAAAUUGCUCUGUGACCAGACUUCAUUGUCUUCUUAAUAUAUUCUGUGUGUGUGCGUGCGUGUGCGUGUGUGUGUAUAUACAUAUGUAUAUAUGCACACACCUCCCUGUGCGUGUAUAUAUAUGUGUGACUGUGACUAUGCAAUACAAAUUAUGGGAUUGGGCAGCUUCUGAGAAUUCAUCCCAUAAUUCUUUUUUCAGGAAUAGUUGCCAGUAUUUACACAGCAGCAUUUCUUCUCAGGCUUAUUGGGUGCUGUUGCUUUUUAUGUACUAAGGAAGAGUGUCCAACCAGUGCAGUGUGUUCUGGCAAUGGGUGCAGUCAUUGACAUUCAUGUGCUCUAUAUUCCAUUAUUUUCCAUUUGUCAAAAAGUAAGGCAGGAUCUGAACAUUUUGAAAUGAACUCUACUGGAAAUAACAAUGUGCAAGUUCUUGUAGCACUCUGAUUGUAAAUUUUGUGUCCCCAUUAUAAAGUAAGUUGACAGCAGUCACAUGCAGGAUUUCUGCAUACCUGUAGAAACAGUCAUAUUUUGAUAAAUGUAGAAUGAACUAAGUGUAUUAUUGCACAGGGUCAACAAAUGUUGCCAUUUGAAGUAACAUUACUGAUUUAUUACAACAUUACCUCUUUUGUGUUUAUAAAAUGUACCAAGUUUUAAAAUCGAGGAGUUUAUUUUACUUGUUUAAAAAAAAGUCAAAAAAGUCUCUUGCCAGUAUUAGGUGUUUUUUCUUUGUCUGCUACUUUUGAGGGGGUUUUAGCCAAAAAGUAAACAGAAGAAUAUUUUUACUUUGGUGGUUAUUCACUGUACUGUAUAAGGUUAGAUUUCUUACAUGCUUACAGUUUACCACCAAAAUAAAAUUAUGUAACAUUAACAAAUGACAGAGUGGUUUAAAGUGUACUACCUGGGUUAGUACCUAUUUAUUCCAUUACUUGGUUAUUUGACUUUUUCUGCUCAUCUUGAACAUCUUAAAAAGGUGAUUAUUUUUCUGGAUUUUUUUUUCUGUCACCUUAUAGCCAAAGGAAGCAGAGAAAGCUUUUUUUUUCCUGUGCUUGGAUUAUGGCUGACUGGGUUAUAUUAGCUUUAUAAAAAUGCUAAUUAAAAACUGCCACUUCUGUUUACCUUCACUAAAAUGUGUGGGGGUUUUUUCUCAGACCCUCAGCUAUUAAUUUAAUGUUGCCUUGCCUAUAGCUGCAAUAUUUUGAUAACACAGCAACUUCAUGUUAAUUUUUGAAUGUUUAUAUCUUGAGAUAAUGCAAAAUGUUAAGCCUUUGUAACCUUACUCACACCAUCUGUAUUUGUCUUUAUUGUUUCACUUUAUCCAAGUCCUUUAAUUCUAACUGAACACCAGCAGUAUUUUUCAUAAAGCUUCGUUUAAAGAUAAAUAUUGGAAUGUACUUGGGGAUUUCAGUGGGGAUUGGGCGGGGGGGAGAAAAUAUUUGUCAAACUUAAGCUGUCCAUAAACGUAACUAUUGUGAAUGUCAUUUCAUUUUAUUAUGGUGGUUGAUUUAACUCUGAUGUUCAGUUUGUAUUUUUGGAAUUGAUUUUUUUCUUAGAAUUAAAAGACCAACAUUAAAUGUGUGUAUUUUUUGAGAGAGAAGAAUGAGUUUUGAUUCUGUAUUCUUGUGAAGCACAUACUUGGUGGCAUCCUCCCAUCCAUUAUAUCCCUAUCUCUAGCUUUCCUGUUCCUGUCCUGGAGACACUUGCCCUGCACAUAGACACUAACUUGAGUUCCAGCUCUGUUUGAGGGAUGCUUUGUUACCUACAAGGUGUCAUAUACUGGAAAAUGCUGCAAUAGUGCUGCUGAAGAUAGGGUUAGAGGAGUAGUUAAAGCACACCUACAAAUGCCUUUUUCAUUUUAUGUGAAUUUCAUUGUAUGUGGUAGUGAUGUGUCUAAAGGAAAAGACAAAUGUUGCUGUAUGUAAUGAUUUCAUUUUGGUAUAACUCGCUCACUGUAUGUAUGCAUGUGUGUAAAUAUAUGUAAUUCAGCUUUGUUGUGGUCACUGAUUUAGAAUCAUUUCUAUGUGUAUGAGAUCUAAUAUUUUUCCAUUAUAUAUUAUUUGUAUUACAGUAGUAUUUAGGUAGAAGAAGUCUCUUGUGACUGUUCUAAAAAUAUAGGUAUUGCAUGAACAAGACAGCAAGGAAAUAAUGGCCCAAUACUGGCCAGAAUUGUAAAAUAAGCGUCGUAGCAAACUAUUUGUCAAAUCAUUGUUCUCACAAAACUUCAACAGAAAAUUUAAAUAAAACUAUGCUUUUUUAUGCAUAA
Pseudopipra pipra is the source of this 4733-nucleotide messenger RNA. It is a transcript of the gene MTF2, whose product is annotated as metal response element binding transcription factor 2. The coding region runs from base 137 to 1924 and encodes 595 amino acids. The transcript is spliced from 15 exons. Gene Ontology annotation, molecular function: DNA binding; chromatin binding. Gene Ontology annotation, cellular component: nucleus. The record is from RefSeq and is a predicted model, not a curated record. NCBI's taxonomy places the organism in Eukaryota, Metazoa, Chordata, Aves, Passeriformes, Pipridae. Gene Ontology annotation, biological process: regulation of DNA-templated transcription; chromatin organization.